GCCUCUUCUGUACCUUCAUUUGAUUUUCGCUUUAUACUUGAAAUGUACCUUCAAUUAUGUAUAAGUAGCUUUGCAUUCAUGCAUGCAUGCAUCUACUCAUGGACUAUCGUCCUCCAUAGACUCUCUUUCCGUUGGCGUAUUGACUAUUGAGAGGUGGAAGCUGUGGAACGUGUUGAUUUGAAUCGGAUUUGGCAUCAUUGCCAGUUACCAUUUCGUGUUGAAACCUACGGAUUGGAAGAACAAAUCCCGUACAGCGUUCAAAUUAUAGAUUUUUAUGCAUGGAUGUUUAUACGAACAAGUGUGACGAUGUGCGAAACUACAUUCGGUGUUAAUGCGUAUUACUAUGAGCCUGGCACUGGAAGGAAAUUUCGUUCGCUGGUAUCUGUACAGAAACAUCUAAUGGAAGGGACAAGAGAAACUAAGAGAGUGAAAUCUGAAAAAAAACCAGUGCAGGCUGCAACUCAAACCAGGGGAUGUACCUUUGGAUUACCAGAUAAUUGGAUAGUUGAGGAGAAGCGACGUAAAUAUGUUGGAGUCACGGAUAGGACUUAUAUUGAGUCUGAGACAGGGCAGCGGUUCCGUUCAUUGCUAGCUGUUCAGAGAUAUCUAGGUGAAGACAAUGGAUUCACAGCCACAGCUAAGGUGUCAAAUGCAAACAAAUUUCUGGCAGCUGGAAAAAUACUGCCAUUUUCAAAGCAUGGAAGUGAAAAGCAAAGCGCUUCUGGUGAGAACUGUAGUGCUGAAGCUGUUGGUAAGCAUUCUAAAGUUGCUGAAGAAGAUGAAAUUUAUCUGAAAUCAUUGAAACUUAAAUCUAAGAACUAUAAGAAGCCUGGUUCCUUCAAGAAAACCGGUUUGGAUAAGGACAACAAGGCUUCCAUGGUUGACUUAUCCUGUCCGCCAGCAAAAGUGGAGUGGGUUCUGUCUGGUGACAGGGGCUUCUGGACUCCUUUCCUGGAUGGUUCCAAAGUUCCAGAAUCUGUAAAGCAGAAAUGGUCUGAUGCAUUCGUGUCAUACAUCCAAGAUGGAGAUGCUAACGAACCGAGAUGUUGAGGACUCACUAACGGGCAUCACACAUGGUAACAGAGGCAGCGUAAAGGUGAAAGAGGAGACGUCAGUGCUUAUUGGAGACCGUAGUUUGACGUAAUGUGGCUUUAAGUUGCAAUGCCUUGUUGCAUACUGUAUGUCUCGUAUCCCAUCUGCUGCUUGGAUUCAUGAAUGGCGAGCUUGAUCGCUGACUAAAACGAUGUAAUUUUAUCACAUUGGAGUUAAAUGAAGUCAUAGCAACUGUUCACACGUCUUAAACAGAAUGAUUUUUUCUCA
This is a messenger RNA of Neltuma alba, 1320 nucleotides long. Its product is annotated as methyl-CpG-binding domain-containing protein 7-like. The coding region runs from base 283 to 1050 and encodes 255 amino acids. NCBI's taxonomy places the organism in Eukaryota, Viridiplantae, Streptophyta, Magnoliopsida, Fabales, Fabaceae. The record is from RefSeq and is a predicted model, not a curated record. Gene Ontology annotation, molecular function: DNA binding. The transcript is spliced from 7 exons.